AUGUACCUCAACCUGCCUGCUGCGGCUGGCAGCGAUGAUGCAAACUCUGCCAACACCGGGGCGACUCGUGUCUAUAUCCGACCCUGUGACUCAGGAGUUGUUAAUGUCCCUAGGAUCCCUCACAGCCCUGCUGUUCAUAUGGGGGAUCGAAUGGGAUUAUGCAGCAGCAUCAAGUGGGAAAAGGCAGACUCAGCAAAGCCGCCAAGGGAUAUAGUGGGCAAAAUCUGUGGUCGUAAACUGGAAAUGUUGGAAGGGCAGCACUCAAAUCUCGGGGCGGGGCGGCUGCACGGGCAGCUCAGGUAUUCCACUGAGGAUUGUUCCUUUGAAGAAGAGAUUCGUCCAGAUGGCUACAAUGUCUAUAAAUCAAAAAAAUACGGAAUAUCGGUGUCUUUGAGUAGCGCCAAGCAAAGACAACAGUUCAAAGGAAAAGAUUUUCUUCCACUAUCUCACUUCUUACCUAUGAUCAACACUGUGCCCGUGGAGUCAACAGACUUUGGUGAAUACGGUGAUUACAGCCAGGCCUUUGAACCAGAGGUGUACUCCUCGCCUCUCGAAACGGACAGCAUGGACCCCUUUGGCAUCACCUCCAAACUGUCACCGGUGAAGAGCCCCAGCUUUCAGAAAUGACUCUGAUCACA
This is a messenger RNA of Aptenodytes forsteri (emperor penguin), 638 nucleotides long. It is a transcript of the gene FGF19, whose product is annotated as fibroblast growth factor 19. The transcript is spliced from 4 exons. Bases 1 to 627 code for a protein of 208 amino acids. The record is from RefSeq and is a predicted model, not a curated record. Gene Ontology annotation, molecular function: growth factor activity. Lineage: Eukaryota; Metazoa; Chordata; Aves; Sphenisciformes; Spheniscidae.